Molecule: messenger RNA, 2127 nt
Organism: Schistosoma curassoni
Lineage: Eukaryota; Metazoa; Platyhelminthes; Trematoda; Strigeidida; Schistosomatidae
Source: the annotation of a GenBank genome assembly
AUGAAUGAGUUGGAGAAGUUAUUAAGUAAAGCUACAAACCCGAUAUCAGACCAGUAUGACUCUGACACCGUGAAUGAAAUUGCAAAGCUGAUUGAUACUCAACCUAAUGGUCCAAUCUUUACUCUUCGACUUCUUGCCCAUAAAAUUAAGUCUCCACAUGAAAAAGAAGCUCUUAGUUCUUUAAUGCUGUUAGAGUUUUUAUCCAAGCGUUGUGGUCCAACAUUUAUAUCCGAACUCGGAAAGUUCAAGUUUCUCAACGAACUAAUCAAAGUUCUCUCGCCCAAGUAUCUUGGUGACCAGACAUCUUCAUGUGUAAAAAACAAAUGUGCUCAGUUGCUUCAUAAUUGGCAGCGUGAUUUCUCACCAAAUGAACCGAAGUUUGCUGAGGCAUACAACAUGCUUGUUCGAGAAGGUAUUAUAACUGCGAGUCAGAUAGUUUCUACUGACUCCGUUUCAGAGAUUUGUCGCUCAGGCUCUUCAGCCGCUGAAAAUAGGCAAAAUAUUUUUGAACGUAACAAAAAAUCAGAGCGUUUAACCCAAUUACUUCGUAGUCGUAAUCCAGCUGAUCUACGUGAAGCGAAUGCGCUUAUCAAGAGUAUAGUUGAAGAAGAUCAAGUACGUAUGGAAAAAGCGAGCCAGAGAACUAGUGAAAUGGAAGCUUUAAGGAACAAUACAAUAUUAUUAGAAGAAAUGAUUGGGACAUAUUUAUUAGGUGAAAGUACUGAGGCUGAAUUAGAAUUGAUGAGUGAAUUGACACAGAAUAUACGUAGAGCACGUCCAUUAUUAUAUAGUUUCUCUUUAACACAUGAAGAACAAGAUAUUGAAACAUUGACUGAAAUUGGUCAAAUAUGUGACAAAGCUAGUGAAGUUUUAGCCAAUUAUGAACAAAAAAUAGCCAAACAAAAGUCAUUAUCUUCAUCAAAAUCAUCAUCUAUAACUAAGGAUAAUUCUUCUUCUCAAUUGUCAUCAUCUAAUCAUAUUACUGAUCUUUUAACACAAGAUUUAAUGAAUUUAGGCUUAUGUGAUGAUUCAAUCACACCUAUCCCAUCGUCUAAUGCUAAUCUAUACUCUCCAGAUGUUUUAUUAUUGAAUACUUCAAAUUCAUUUCUUGUUAAUCAUCUUCAUAAUUCGUCAUGUAAUCAAGUAUCGCGUCCAAUUGAACCAAAAUAUUCAUUAAACAGUAGUAAUAAUAAUAGUAACAAUUUUAUUGGUAACAAUCCUGGUAUUAGGAAAAAAUCAAACUAUGAUGACUUACAGGAUAUUUUUUCCACAAAUGCUACUACUACUACUACGACUUCUGGGUCAACAGUACUCUCUACUUCGUCAACGCUUUACCCAUCAAUAUUCAGUUCUGUAGACUCCAAAACUUCGAAACAAUCCUUGUCUCCUGAACAUGGAUCUUCUGUAAAUUCCAAUCCCAACGUCUUCAGUGAACUAGAUUGUUUGAGUCGUCAAAUGCUUAACUUAUCAAAAACAAAUGCUUUGACAGAUACAAAUCUAUCAAUAUUACUAGCAAAUAAUUCUCCAAGUAAAAUAAAACCCGAUGGUGAUGAUGAUGAUAACACAUCCCUAUGUAAUAAUGACGUAGUUGUAAGCAUGAAUAACACUUCCACCAGUAAUAAUCACAAAGUGGAAGAAGUAACACCAUCAGAAGUUACAACACAAAGUGUAAUUGAUCUUAAAUCAUUUGAUAUUCAACUUUCUUCUGUUCAACCUCAUUCAAUACAUAAAACACCAUUGACACUUUAUCCAACUGAUAUAUCACAAGAGAAUGACAGUAAUGAUAAUACUUAUAACAUACAAUUAACACUACAUUAUGCUAAUAAUAAACCACAUCCUGAAGUGAUGGUUUUUGUUGCUGUUAUAUCUAGUCGAAAUGUUUUACCCAUUACUGAAAUCAAUGUUAGAUUUGGUGUUGAAAAGCCUUUUAAAAUACGACAACUUAUUGCAUCUGGACAAAAUCUCCCAUCUUAUACAACAUUUCUACCACCUGCAUCAAUUAGUCAAGUAUUAUUAAUUUAUAAUCCAUCUAAAUUAGAAAAAUUUGUAUUGAAAUUUCAGUUGUCCUUUAUAUUAGAUAGUGAAUCGAUUCUAGAAUCUGGGAAGUUAGAAUUACCAUGUGGUUGA